Messenger RNA from Oppiella nova, 861 nucleotides. NCBI's taxonomy places the organism in Eukaryota, Metazoa, Arthropoda, Arachnida, Sarcoptiformes, Oppiidae. The record is from the annotation of a GenBank genome assembly.
AUGGACACGAGUUUCCAUACUAUGGACAACAGCGCGAGUGUAAGGCUGGCACCUGGACUGGUAUACCAGCGCGAUGUGGUCGGUUAUAUAUUAUUGACCGAGGUGAUUAAACUGGAUAUCUAUGAUUGCAAUCCACUUAACCGGACGCACCUUAUUUCCCAAAACAUCACAAUGGAUAGCACCGGCACUCCCCUACACUCCAACUCAUUUCAUAUGAUACGUGUGGCAGAGGACACACAUUUAGGCGCCGAUAACCACUCGUGCUAUACAUGGCACCUACACCUCAAUGAGUCAGUUAACGUGUGGUUUAUAUUAGUGGACAUCUUCUAUAAAUUUUCCAACCACUCAAUAAUACCGGUGCUUCCAGUGAUUACGCCCAUUAUUAAUAAAUAUAGGCAUUGCAAAUUAUUAUAUACCAGUCCCACAGGGCUAUCCUAUUAUAAUGAUUCCUUAAAUGGCUAUUAUUAUGCCUGCGAUCUAAUCAGUGAUAUAUCAAUGAGCGAUGAUAUGGUGGAUAUGAUUAAAGUGGUCAUUAAUAUACCGAAUAGUUUAAAGGCAACUGUUUGGUUGGAAGGCCUAUACCUUGGUGGUAUUUAUAAGCACCAAGGUAGUAAUAAUCAUCGACCAGAUUGUGGUGAUAUGCCGGUGGAGAAAAUCGGUGUAAAUAUAACGGUUAAUAGUCAGUCAAAUGAUGUGUCCUGUAAUAACUCGUACGAUAUGUUUGAUAAGUAUGGCAAUCGUAAGGUGACACCAGCUAGGUUUGAAUGCAAUCGCAAUGGUGUGUGGGUGGGCGAGUGGCCGGCAGUUGGGUGCUAUACAAAUGUAGACAUGAUCAUUCAUUACCAGUGGGCAGUGCAAUAA